AUGACGCCGGCAGCUUCAGCUGCCAAUGGAGUUCAGCGGUCUGUCUCGACCAACUCAGCAAUCACCAAUACCCACGCCACACCUGAACCCGCAUCGCCCGCUCUCGGCUCUCGGCCCAAACCCUCUUCCAUUCACUCCACGGACGGAGAGAAGCACAGAUUUACCCUGAAGGAUCUCCUUGCCAACGGUCCGAAGUUGGCUCGGAAAUCUUCUCAACGCUCAACGGGUAGCAGGAGUAGCAGGAAAUCUGAUGGAGGUGAAAGCGAUGGAGGUGGGUACAAGAGUGGAGGUGGGGCAAAGUCUACUGCAGGAGAUAGUACUACCAGCUUGUCGAAGAAAUACGGUGUCUGCCAGAAAGUCGCUAUCGGAAAGGGAGCUACUUCCGUUGUACGACUGGCUCACAAGUGGGACCGCAGUGAAGAGAGACUAUACGCUGUCAAGGAAUUCCGGAAACGUCGUAAAAACGAAACUGAAAAAGAGUACGUGAAGAAGCUCACAGCCGAGUUUUGUAUAUCAUCUACGCUGCAUCAUACCAACAUCGUCGAGACUGUUGAUUUGGUACAAGACGAGAGUCAGCAUUGGUGCGAGGUGAUGGAGUUCUGCCCUGGUGGUGAUCUGUAUGCUGCAAUUAAGAAAGGUGGCAUGUCGCCUAGCGAGGUUGAAUGCUGCUUCAAGCAGAUCCUCUGUGGCGUGGAGUAUUUGCACAGUCAAGGUGUUGCUCAUCGUGACAUUAAGCCUGAAAACUUGUUUUUCGAUACUAAGGGUCACCUGAAGAUUGGUGACUAUGGUGCCUCUACAGUAUACCGACUGCCUUGGGAGGCCACGAUUCACAUGUCUACUGGUCUCUGUGGUAGUGAGCCUUACAUUGCGCCAGAGCAAUUCUUAGGCAAACCGUACGAUGCGCGCUUAGUCGACAUCUGGGCAUGCGGUGUCGUUUACUAUUGCCUUCAUUUCUCCGAGCUUCCAUGGCGAGCAGCGCAGCAAAGCGAUCAGCUCUUUGCUUCUUAUGCGGAAGCUUGCAAGUCACCUCAACCGUCUCAGUCGGCGUGUCCGCCCACCAUUAACAACCUUUCUCCGAGAGCGUGCAGAACAUUAUUACGACGAAUGCUAGAGCCAGAUCCUAAACUCCGUGCACCCAUCGAAGAAGUCAUGAAACAUCAAUGGAUACAUUCUAUCGAAGUGUGCCAUGAGGUCCCAGAACCAAAACACGUUCAUGUACAUGCCAGACAGCUGGCUCGAGCGCAGCUGAAGGAAUUAAGAGAUGAUUGA
Molecule: messenger RNA, 1269 nt
Organism: Lentinula edodes (shiitake mushroom)
Lineage: Eukaryota; Fungi; Basidiomycota; Agaricomycetes; Agaricales; Omphalotaceae
Product: kinase-like domain-containing protein
Exons: 4
Coding region: 1-1269 (422 amino acids)
Biological process (GO): intracellular monoatomic cation homeostasis; intracellular signal transduction; protein phosphorylation
Molecular function (GO): ATP binding; protein serine/threonine kinase activity
Source: RefSeq, a predicted model, not a curated record